AUGCGACAGGCCCUCGUCACCGCGCUCAGUGCGCUUACGCCGGUCUCCCUCCUCACCAUCGAAAGCCUGUACCCGCACCCACCCCUUAACCCAUCCCUGCCGGGAAAGUGGUACAUGUUGCCGACGGGUCGUACCAAGUUUGUGAUACCGUGCGACGGCACGCUUGCACUGCUCAACGCUGCACCCCUACUCAUGUUGCUGGCGGUGCACGUGGACGUGGACGAUUACAACAAGCUCCCCCCGCCGUUGAAACUCACGAUGAACACACCCUUUCGGGUGAAGAAGGGACAGACGCUCGCCUUUCGUCUUCUGCAGGAGUCGCCCACAGCACAUAUGGACGAUUACCAUUUGUACCUUCGCUUCGAGUAUCGUAUGGCGCUUCCGCUCACGCCGCCGCUGAACACACGUGCGUUGUAG
Gryllus bimaculatus (two-spotted cricket) is the source of this 417-nucleotide messenger RNA. NCBI's taxonomy places the organism in Eukaryota, Metazoa, Arthropoda, Insecta, Orthoptera, Gryllidae. The record is from the annotation of a GenBank genome assembly.